Molecule: messenger RNA, 1756 nt
Organism: Dama dama (fallow deer)
Lineage: Eukaryota; Metazoa; Chordata; Mammalia; Artiodactyla; Cervidae
Gene: ABTB1
Product: ankyrin repeat and BTB domain containing 1
Exons: 12
Coding region: 486-1472 (328 amino acids)
Cellular component (GO): ubiquitin ligase complex; cytoplasm
Molecular function (GO): protein binding
Source: RefSeq, a predicted model, not a curated record
CGGACCGGUGCUGGGAACAGCUGGGGCCGGAGUCAGGCUCUGGGUGUCGGAGAGCCUGGGCGCUGCCAUCGCCGUCACCGCGGCCGCUCCGGAGGGGGUGCGGCUUGCCUGGGAGGUACUUGCUGGAGCAGCGAGAUGUGGAGGUGAACGUGCGGGACAAGUGGGACAGCACCCCACUGUACUAUGCCUGCCUCUGUGGCCACGAGGAACUGGUGCUCUACCUGCUGGCCAACGGAGCCCGCUGCGAGGCCAACACCUUCGAUGGUGAGCGCUGCCUCUACGGCGCGCAGAGUGACACCAUCCGCCGGGCGCUGCGCGACUACAGGCAGGUGACGGCCUCCUUCCGGCGGCGGGACCUCUACUACAGCUUCCUGCUGCGGCUCCUGGAGCAGGGCCUCCACAGCGACGUGGCCUUCGUGGUGCACGGCAGGUCCUUCCGGGCGCACCGUGGCAUCCUGGGCGCACGCAGCACCUACUUCGCCCACAUGCUCGACACCAAGUGGAAGGGCAAGAGCGUGGUGGUCCUCAGGCACCCCCUGAUCAACCCCGUGGCCUUCGGGGCGCUGCUGCAGUACCUGUACACAGGCUGCCUGGACGUCGGCGUGGAGCACGUCAGCGACUGCGAGCGCCUGGCCCGGCAGUGCCAGCUGUGGGGCCUGCUCAGCGGCCUGGAGGCCAAGCUGGCCUCCAAGCCAGGCGUGUGCAUGAAGGUGCUGACCAUUGAGCCCCCCCAGGCAGACUGCCAGCUCCGGGAGGACCUGGCUCUGCUGGCUGACUGUGCCCUGCCCUCUGAGCUCCGGGGCGAUCUCGGGGAGCUGCCCUUCCCCUGCGACGGCCUCAGCAGCUGCCCUGACGUCUGCUUCCGUGUGGAUGGUUAUGACUUCCUCUGUCACAAGGCCUUUUUCUGCGGCCGUAGCGAGUACUUCCGGGCCCUGCUGGACGACCACUUCCAGGAGAGCGAGCAGCUGGCGGCCUCCGGCGGCCUCCCGGCCGUCAGCCUGCAGAGCGUCGCGCCCGAGGUCUUCACGCACGUGCUGUACUACGUGUACAGUAACCACACCGAGGUGCCACCGGAGUUGGCCUACGACGUGCUGAUUGUGGCCGACAUGUACCUGCUGCCGGGCCUGAAGCAGCUGUGUGGCCGCAGCCUGGCCCAGCUGCUGGACGAGGACAGCGUGGUGGGGGUGUGGCGUGUGGCCAAGCUGUUCGGCCUGGCGCGCCUGGAGGACCAGUGCACCAAGUACAUGGCCAGGGUCAUCGAGAAGUUGGUGCAGCAGGAGGACUUCGUGGAGGCCGUGCGGGAGGAGGCCGCAGCCGUAGCCGGCCGGCAGGAGACAGACUCCAUCCCACUGGUGGACGACAUCCGCUUCCACAUGGGCAGCCUGGUGCAGACCCGCCACGCCAUGGAGCAGGCCGCGCGGCGCCUGCGCGUGCUGGAGGAGCUGCUGGUGGCCAUCGGCCUGGACUGCUGACCGCUGUGCCUGGGGCGUCCCAGUGGCCGCAGAGGCUCCCUCCACUCUGCCUGGGGGCCCUGGGAGGCUCCCCAGGGAUGAGGCCUUUCUCACAGCACAAAUCAGCCCCCGAGCUCUGGGGCUGGGCACCACUCAGGGCAUCCUGGGGUGAGGGUCUCUGAGGGCCUCCCUCCUUCACCCCCGCCCCUCCUGGUACGUCCCCCUGGGGGAGCCAGCUUCUUUGCACAGAGCCGUCACGCGGGGGCCAGAGUGUCAGUGUGGCAAUAAAGUUUGACUUCACUGUG